Molecule: messenger RNA, 1456 nt
Organism: Sitodiplosis mosellana (orange wheat blossom midge)
Lineage: Eukaryota; Metazoa; Arthropoda; Insecta; Diptera; Cecidomyiidae
Product: arrestin domain-containing protein 17-like
Exons: 6
Coding region: 29-1276 (415 amino acids)
Biological process (GO): protein transport
Cellular component (GO): cytoplasm
Source: RefSeq, a predicted model, not a curated record
GAAGAAGAAGAAGUAGUUGAAAUUCGCAAUGCCAACCACUUGUAAAAUUAAUUUUGAGAACAAUCCACAGAAGAUUUUUUUGUCUGGUCAGAAGCUACAUAUCACAGUGCGAUUGAAAUUGACAGAAGAAGUGAAAGUUCGUGGUGUUUACAUUCACUUGCGUGGAAUGACGCACGCGCGUUUCAUCAUGGAUGACUUUCGCCGAGCCGGACACUAUGCAACCGAUGAGGAUGUCUUGGAUAUGAAAAAGUGUUUAGUAGAUGGAAAUGGUGAAAAUCAAGUAUUGCCUGUGGGAACGCAUGAUUAUAGUUUCGCAUGUACCUUACCCAAUGACUUACCGUCAUCGUUUACUAGCAAUCUUGGUUACAUAAAAUACUCUGCGAACGUAGUUCUUCGGAUACCAUUUUGGCCAGAUAAGAAAUUCGAAGAGAAAUUCACCGUCUUCAAGACAGUCAAUUUGAAUGAUUAUCCUUCGUUACGAUAUAAAAUAUUGUUCAUUUAUCAGGAUGAAGUAUCAAGCCAAAAAACAGAAAGGAGCUGGCUAAUUGGCGGAGGACAAUAUUAUUCACCGGGAAUAAUUAGUAUUUCAGGUCGUAUUCCAGCCGGUGGAUACACUCAUGGUCAGCUUAUUAAUGUUCAAGUUUCAGUUAGUAAUGAAACUUUCUAUCCGAUACAAUAUUUUCUCUUAUAUAUUCUGAGACAAACGACUUAUCAUCAUAUGUCAACGUACAGUGAAAAUCAAAGAACCAAACUCAAUAUUGUACAAAAGCGGACUAUGGCCAAUUGGAAAUGUGAACAGAAUAAAUAUAAAAGUUUUCCAGCUGAAAGUAUUCAAGUACCAGCGAUGAUCCCACCAACAAAUGAGACAAGCAAAAUCAUCAAAACUAGAUAUUUGGUUUCGAUAAGAGCCAUGUUCAAUACCCGUUGUGGUUGUAUUGGUAUGCUUGAUUUACCAAUAACGAUAGGAACUAUACCGUUUGGAGGUAGUACAUCAACCAUGAUCACCUCCCCUCAGACAAGAACCGUUUCUAGUGCUCCCUCUAUUGCUAUAGCACAUGAUAUUUCGCCAUCGGAAUCUUUGGCUUCAGCAUUUCCAGACGAUGACACAGUAUCGAUUCGAACUUAUACCAGCACACCACCUCCAUUCCCCGACGAUGCAGAUUUUGAUCUCCCAACCUACGAAGAUGCUUUACUAAUGGAUGAAGAAAUCGACCUCAAUCUGCAGAGUAUUGGAGACUCAUUUGCCCAACUGCAUGUCAAAUCAACGAAAAAAUAACAGGAGAAAAUCUAAAGAUUUCACCCACUGUGUUCGGCUUUACAUUUCAAACGUUUCGUCGUACGAUUAGAUUUAAGUAAGAAAAUCGAAGAGACUUUUUCUGUUAACCAAUAUGAUACCUCAUCUAUUAAAAAACAUUUACAGUAUUUUAUUGCGUUAGAGAUGAAUAAAUGUAAUGUA